AGUGUAAAAUUCUUUAUUUCUUCUCUGCAAAACAAAUCAAAGAAAGCAAAUACCAAAAGAUAUAGAGAAAGGAGGUGGAAGCAUAAUUACUAAUUGGGAGAAGAGAGGAUAUUUAUCAUAUCCAACGUUAACAUGGGUCACCAUUCUUGCUGCAACCAACAGAAGGUUAAGAGAGGGCUUUGGUCACCUGAGGAAGAUGAAAAGCUCAUUCGAUACAUCACCACUCAUGGCUAUGGAUGUUGGAGUGAAGUCCCUGAGAAAGCUGGUCUUCAAAGAUGUGGGAAAAGUUGUCGAUUGAGAUGGAUUAAUUAUUUGAGGCCUGAUAUUAGAAGAGGGAGGUUUACUCCUGAGGAGGAGAAGUUGAUUAUUAGCCUUCAUGGGGUUGUAGGGAACAGAUGGGCUCACAUUGCAAGCCAUUUGCCUGGAAGGACAGACAAUGAGAUAAAGAACUACUGGAAUUCAUGGAUCAAGAAGAAGAUACGAAAGCCUUCAGCACCUCCAACUAACACUGCUCCCAGUACUGAGCAUUCCCAGAUAAAUUAUGCUUCAAACCAACUAGAUCAGUUAGUAAAUCAGGACUUGACAGCAAGGGCACCUGCAACUCAAGAAACCCUAUUUUCUUCUCCAGCCCCAUUAUUUAUGUUUGACACAAGUCCACUUGAUGGGAUGCAAGAUGGUAAUGUAAGAGGAGAGCUUUUCCAUGCAUCGGCUAAUUUAAACACUGAGACUUGGAAUCUUAACCAGCAUCAAGUUCAAGCAUUUCCUCCAUCAACUUCUUUCACAGCCGGUAUGGAUACAAAUUAUUUGCCACCAUUGGUAGAGAACAUGGAAAACAUGGUGCCUAUUGAAGUCCAAUCCUGUAGCAUGGAUGAGGAAGGGGAAAUGACACUUGAGUGCUUGCAGAGGCAGCAGCAGGAGUUGAACGAAUGGGUCGAAUCCCAGCAGUGUUCAAAUUUUCUAUUCUGGGAUAAUAUCGAAGGACAACUUGGUGGGGAAGCAAUGGCACCAACUUCAUCAAAUAUGGGAACUACACUAUCUUCAUUCCCCUCAUCUCUAAGAGCAGAGGGAAACAGCCCCCGUUCUUUGCAGACUUUCUUCGCUGCCGCCUCUUAUCUCAUCGCAAUCAUGAUCAUCUCAGAAAAAAACCGCCGCGAGAUCUCCAAGUACCUAUUCCAAGAGGGCGUUUGCUAUGCGAAGAAAGAUUUCAACUUGGCGAAGCACCCAGAAAUCGAUGUCCCUAAUCUUCAAGUAAUAAAGCUGAUGCAAAGCUUCAAGUCGAAGGAAUACGUGCGUGAAACUUUUGCUUGGAUGCAUUAUUACUGGUACCUUACCAAUGAUGGCAUUGAGUUCCUUAGGACUUACCUUAAUCUUCCUUCUGAGAUUGUUCCCGCUACAUUGAAGAAACAAACGAAGCCCGCCGGCCGUCCCAUGGGCCCUUCUGGUGACCGCCCACGUGGUCCACCACGCUUUGAGGGUGAGAGGAGAUUUGGUGACAGAGAUGGGUACCGUGGAGGUCCACGAGGAGGAGGUGAUUUUGGUGACAAGGGAGGAGCUCCUGCUGAUUAUCAGCCUUCAUUCAGGGGCCCUGGUUCAAGGCCUGCCUUUGGUCGCGGAGGUGGUGGUUAUGGUGGUGCUGGACCUGCAGGCGGUGCAGGUCUUCCUUGAGAGGGAUGAUUAACGUCCUCCUUGAGACAGAUAGUUUUGUCGGUGUAGGGUUAUUGGCACUUGGAGUUGAUAGAAGUACCUGUCUUAUGGUUCAUUGUUUGAUAAUCUUAGCUGUUUGAUGCUUAUAAAAUAUUGCUUCUCUUUGUUUCAAUUAAAUGGGAAUUUAUAAACUUUUGGUUUCUUUGCCUUGAUCAAUAUGCACGGUCUGUGGUGUUGCACUUAGUGCUUGAGUUAUCUAAUAUUGUUUGUCGCCA
Molecule: messenger RNA, 1919 nt
Organism: Theobroma cacao (cacao)
Lineage: Eukaryota; Viridiplantae; Streptophyta; Magnoliopsida; Malvales; Malvaceae
Gene: RPS10B
Product: RNA binding Plectin/S10 domain-containing protein
Cellular component (GO): cytosolic small ribosomal subunit
Molecular function (GO): structural constituent of ribosome; RNA binding
Source: RefSeq, a predicted model, not a curated record